This is a messenger RNA of Fukomys damarensis (Damara mole-rat), 2031 nucleotides long. Its product is annotated as E3 ubiquitin-protein ligase makorin-1-like. Gene Ontology annotation, biological process: protein polyubiquitination. The record is from RefSeq and is a predicted model, not a curated record. Gene Ontology annotation, molecular function: metal ion binding; ubiquitin protein ligase activity. NCBI's taxonomy places the organism in Eukaryota, Metazoa, Chordata, Mammalia, Rodentia, Bathyergidae.
CGCUCAGUGGCGCCGCGACGCUGCCUAUUUUAACUUGUUUUUUCAGUUGAGUUUUCUGACCCCGAGACGCCGUGUCGUGUAUGUGCCAUCAAAAUAGAGGAGCUCCUGAUCUUACUACUGAUUAAAAUGAAGAUUGUGAAUGAACCUUUUAAAAAUUUAUAGCUCUUCAGACAGCGAUUCUGACAGUGAAGCUGGCAAGCAGUUAAAGAGAAAAAAGCAGUUUGCUCCGGGACAACCUAGAAAGAAGCAAAAGGCCGGUGAGACUUCAAGAGCUCUGUCAUCUCCUGAGCACAGCACCAGCAGCAGCAGUGAGACCGUGUUCCCGAGUGGGGAAGCGGGGCAUUUCAUACAUGGGGUUUGUAAGGAAGGAGAUACCUGUCACUCCGAGAGUCCGUAUGGUGUAGUGUGCAAGUCUUUCCAGCGAGGCUACUGUGUAUGUGGAGACUGCUGCAGAUAUGAGCACAGAAAACCACUGAAACAGGAAGAAGCAGCUGCUACAGAUCUAACUGCAGAACCAUCCCUUGUUAUUUCCUCAAGUCUCUCCUCCAUCGCUGGACCACUUGUGGAGAUGAAUACGAAUGAGGCUGAGUCCAGAAAUGUGAACUUGCCAGCCAUAGGCCCAGGUUCCAAGGACUGGGCGAAUGCCAUUGAGUUCGUGCCUGGGCAGCCCUACCGAGGCCGCACUGCCCUUGCCUGCCCAGAGGCUCCUGUGCAGGGUUCAGUGCCCAAGGCAGAGUCUGAGAAAGAGCCCAUGAUGAGGACCAAGAAGCAGCUCUGCACCUAUGCUGCCAUGGGAGAGUGUCGCAGUGGGGAGAACUGCGUAUACCUGCACGGUGAUACCUGCGACUUGUGUGGGCUGCAGGCCCUGCACCCGAUGGAUACAGCCCAGAGGUCCCAGCAUAUAAAAUCUUGCAUUGAGGCCCAUGAGAAGGACAUGGAGGUGUCCUUUGCCGUGCAGCGCAGUAAGGACAUGGCGUGUGACAUCUGCAUGGAGGUGGUGUAUGAGAAAGCCAAUCCCAGUGAGCGCCGCUUCGGCAUCCUGUCCAACUGCAACCACACCUACUGUCUCAAGUGUAUUCGAGAGUGGAGGAGUGCUAAGCAGUUUGACAGUGAGAUCAUAAAGGCCUGCCCUGAGUGCCGUAUCACAUCUCACUUUGUCAUUCCAAGUGAGUACUGGGUGGAAGAGAAAGAAGAGAAGCAGAAACUCAUUCAGAAAUACAAGGAGGCAAUGAGCAGCAAGGCAUGCAGGUAUUUUGAUGAAGGCCGUGGAAACUGCCUAUUUGGAAGGAACUGUUUUUACAAGCAUGCAUGCCUGAUAGACCCUGAUGGCCAUGGAGAGGAGCCACAGAGACAGAAAGUACCAUCAUCAAGCAGAUACCUUGGGGACAAUGAGCUAACUGUGAGCAAUGAGUGGAACUUGUUUCAUGAUGACCUGGAAGAUUUUCAUGACUUGGACGUACAGCGGCUUUGCGUGGCAUGGAAGGGCUUUCUGAGCCUUAGACAGUAACUGUGCCAUGUGUCAGUGCGUUGCUUUCCAAUGCAGGUCUCUCAACUGCAUGUGCUGUUGUGAUCACUUACCAGGACCUGCUCUCCACCCCACUUAGCCAAGAGUGUGUUGUCUGUUUAAAAAAGUCUUUAAGUUAGAAAAUAAAUAAAUAAUAAAACAUUGUCUUCAGGAGGCAAAUAGGGAAAUGUUAGAGAGGGAACCAGUCUGUAUCCCAUGUGUGUUUUUUCUGUUCCUAGAGUCUCAUUAUGAAUUCUUGUUAUUUGAUAGGUGUGAAUAAGACAGCAUGAACUUUACCCUGACACGCACCCCUGUCUGCAGAAAGUAAGACAUUUGUUUAUUUUCCAAUUGUUAAAAAAUCAAGACUUUUGUAACCUUAGAUCAAGUUAGCAUAGGACUUAGAAGAGUUUUGGAGACAUACUUCCUAAAUCUUGAUUGGAACUAUAUAAUAUCUCAUUUCUCUAUUCUUAAAAUUUAAUGUUAGAACUCAUUCACGCUGGGCAUAGUGGCACAUGCCUAUAAGUAAU